GGAAGAGAAAGAGGUCGUGUCUGGAAAGGAAGGCCGUUGCGUCCGUUCCAUUUUGCCACUGCGGCGUUUGGGAAGAGAGGGGGAGAGACUAGGUGUAAGCUUAGCGGCGUUGUCAGUGCUCUUACUGCAGUUGCUGAAGUUCAUGGGCAUGGGAGCCGGGGUGCAGCGCCCGCGAGUUUCCGCGGGAGAGGUGUCGCUGGAGAACAGUCCAGGUGUGCACGUUUGUAGUUGGCUAGUAGCUGCUCAGAGUUCUCGUUAGUGGCUGAUGGUGUCUGGAAGGAGGUCUUAAAGGCCUCGCUCCCUGAUCGGGCCUUAUUUUAAUUUUUUUUUCGUUAAUAUGAUUUAUGCAAAAAAUAACGUAAAGUGUAGUGUCCCCCAGUUCUUAGUCAGUUGGAAAAGGCUUAGGGUAGAGGAAGAAUGUGAACUUUACAUUGAAUACGGCUUGGGACCUCUUCUUCCCCCAGUCUUUCCCAUCUGACCAAAUAGCAUCACCGUUCACCUGCUUUUUCAGGUCCCAAACUGAAAAAUAAUUCCCUUACUCCCCAAGGCAUUUCAUAAUUUUGUAGCUUCUCCCUCACAGGCGUGUUUUCAGUCGGCCCUACUCCCUCCCUCUUCAGUGUGACUGCGAGGCGGGCCUCUGUGGGAGCCUUCUGACUGGUCUCUGCUGGUCUCCAUCACCUGUCAGCUUGAGGCAUCUCUUUCAAAUGUAAAUAAGAUGGCCACACCCUGAUUAGAACUAUCCAGAGGAUCCUUCAUCCCUUUAACUUACAGUCCCACUCGUUGCAGGAUCCUGAUUGAUCUGGCCUUCCUGUGACUCUUUCCUUGCCCUCGGUCCUUUGUUCCUGGAAGAGGCCACGUUUGUUUCUGCCUCAGGGCCUUUGCUGUUCCCUACGCUGAGAAUCCACCCCUUGCUCAUUCUGGGCUUCAGCUUCCGGAGAGAGGCCUCCUUCCUCAGACUUUUCUGAAAGUUGCUUUCCCUGCCUUACACCAGUCAUUCUCUACCACGGUGGUUCUCAGAGUUGGUUUAUGAACCCCCGGGAGUUCUGGAGACAGUUUCAGGCAUCUGCAAGAUGGAGUUUUAACAUUGAAUGCGGAGAACACUAAUUAUGCCUAUCAAGUUCCAAACUUCCAUAAAUGUGAAAUCUGUCUGCUGUCUUUCCCAAGAGAGUCCCAGUUUCAGCGCCACAUGAGGGAUCACGAGCGAAAUGACAAGCCACAUCGAUGUGACCAGUGCCCCCAAACCUUUAAUGUUGAGUUCAACUUGACACUUCACAAAUGCACCCACAAUGGGGAGGAUCCUACCUGUCCCGUGUGUAACAAGAGAUUCUCCAGAGUGGCUAGUCUCAAAGCCCAUGUUAUGCUGCAUGAGAAGGAAGAGAACCUCAUCUGCUCUGAGUGUGGGGAUGAGUUCACCCUGCAGAGCCAGCUGGCCAUACACAUGGAGGAGCACCGCCAGGAGCUGGCUGCGAACCGGACUCACGCCUGCAAGGCCUGCAGGAAGGAGUUUGAGACGUCAUCUCAGCUGAAGGAGCACAUGAAGACUCAUUAUAAAAUUAGGGUGUCAAGUACAAGGUCUUACAAUCGGAACAUCGACAGGAGUGGAUUCACGUAUUCAUGCCCACACUGUGGAAAGACGUUCCAAAAGCCAAGUCAGCUAACUCGGCAUAUUAGGAUACACACGGGUGAAAGACCAUUUAAAUGCAGCGAAUGUGGAAAAGCUUUUAACCAGAAGGGGGCGCUGCAAACUCACAUGAUUAAGCAUACAGGUGAAAAACCCCACGCCUGUGCCUUUUGUCCUGCCGCUUUUUCUCAGAAAGGGAAUCUUCAGUCACAUGUGCAGAGAGUUCACUCAGAGGUCAAGAAUGGCCCUACCUAUAAUUGUACAGAAUGUAGUUGCGUGUUUAAAAGUUUAGGUAGCUUGAACACUCAUAUCAGCAAGAUGCACAUGGGUGGGCCACAGAAUUCAACAAGUGCCGCAGAGACUGCUCACGUUUUAACGGCCGCGCUGUUUCAGACUUUACCUCUUCAGCAGGCGGAAGCCCAGGUCACGUCUGCUCCGAGCCAGCAGAGUUCCCAGGCGGUGGCCGAUGUCAUCCAGCAGCUGCUGGAGCUGUCAGAGCCGGGGCCUGCGGGGCCCAGCCAGCCGCCUCAGGCUGGCCAGCAGCUGAGCAUCACGGUGGGGGUCAGCCAGGACAUCCUGCAGCAAGCCUUAGAAAACAGUGGGCUGUCUUCAAUUCCAGUUGCAGCGCUUCCCAGCGACCCCAGCCACGCCAAGGCCACGGCCGCUCAGGGCCAGACUCCAGACGCCCCCAGCGUUUCAAGGGAGCCAGCUGACCCUACGGCCGCAGAGCGAGAAGAAGAACAGGAGAGCCCAGAGAAGUUGGAUAAAAAAGAAAAAAAGAUUAUAAAGAAGAAAUCGCCGUUUCUACCUGGGUCGGUCCGCGAGGAGAACGGUGUGCGAUGGCACGUGUGUCCCUACUGCACCAAGGAGUUCCGCAAGCCUAGCGACCUGGUGCGCCACAUCCGCAUCCACACCCACGAGAAGCCCUUCAAGUGCCCGCAGUGCUUCCGGGCCUUCGCCGUGAAGAGCACGCUGACGGCGCACGUCAAGACGCACACGGGCAUCAAGGCGUUCAAGUGCCAGUGCUGCAUGAAGAGCUUCUCCACCUCGGGAAGCCUCAAGGUGCACAUUCGCCUGCACACAGGAGUCAGACCUUUUGCUUGUCCUCACUGUGACAAGAAAUUUCGAACCUCAGGCCACAGGAAGACUCACAUUGCUUCUCACUUUAAACACACGGAGCUAAGAAAGAUGAGGCACCAGCGUAAGCCUGCAAAGGUUCGUGUUGGCAAGGCGAACGUUCCAGUCCCCGAUAUUCCUUUGCAGGAGCCGAUCCUCAUAACAGACGUAGGUCUUAUCCAGCCCAUUCCAAGAAACCAGCUUUUUCAAAGUUAUUUUAAUAAUAAUUUUGUAAAUGAAGCAGAUAGACCAUACAAGUGUUUUUACUGUCAUCGUGCCUAUAAAAAAUCUUGCCAUCUUAAACAACACAUCAGAUCACAUACAGGUGAAAAGCCUUUUAAAUGUUCUCAGUGUGGAAGAGGCUUUGUUUCUGCAGGAGUGCUCAAAGCACACGUCCGAACGCACACUGGACUUAAAUCUUUCAAGUGUCUGAUAUGUAAUGGAGCUUUCACUACUGGUGGUAGCUUACGGCGACAUAUGGGCAUCCAUAACGACCUUCGUCCCUAUAUGUGUCCCUAUUGCCAGAAAACAUUUAAGACCUCACUAAAUUGCAAAAAGCACAUGAAAACCCAUAGAUUUGAGCUUGCCCAGCAGCUCCGGCAGCACCAGCAGGCCUGCCCGAUAGAUGACGGCACCGUGGACCAGCAGGGCAUGCACGUGCCCACCCAGGUGCAGGUGGAGAUCGAGAACGCCGCGCUGCAGCCGACCGCCGAGGCCGUGGCCGACAACCCCGGGGCCGCGCUGGGCCUGGGGCCGCCCGCCGGCGUGGAGGCGGGGCUCGGCCAGCAGGUGGCGGGCCAGCCUUUGGAAGCAGAUGAAGACAGGCUUGUGGUCCCGCAGCGCACUCUGGAAGGGCACGUGGGCCAGUACGAGGAGCAGGCGCCCCCGCCGCAGCCCUUCGAGCCAGCGGGUCUGUCACAGGGUUUUACAGUGACUGAUACAUACAAUCAACAGACUCAGUUUCCACCCGUCCAACAGUUACAAGAUUCUAGCACACUGGAGUCUCAAGCCCUGUCCACGAGCUUCCAUCAGCAGAACUUACUUCCGGUUCCUAGCUCUGAUACGAUUAAUGUAACAAGUCGUCUGAUUCAGGAGUCAUCCCCUCAGGAGCUGGAGCUGCAGACGCCACAUCCCCCGUUCCUGGAGGACAGCGAGGAGCAGAGCCGGCGCUCCUACAGAUGUGACUAUUGCCACAAAGGCUUUAAGAAGUCCAGCCACCUGAAGCAGCACGUGCGGUCACACACCGGGGAGAAGCCCUACAAGUGCAAGCUCUGUGGACGUGGCUUCGUUUCCUCUGGGGUCCUCAAGUCCCACGAGAAGACACACACAGGAGAAAAGGCUUUCAGCUGCAGCGUCUGCCACGCUUCCUUCACAACCAACGGCAGCCUCACCAGGCACACGGCCACGCACAUGAGCAUGAAGCCCUACAAGUGUCCAUUUUGCGAGCAGGGCUUCCGAACCACAGUUCACUGUAAAAAGCACAUGAAGAGGCACCAGACGGUCCCCUCGGCUGGCUCAGCAGCACCGGGAGAGGCGGAAGGAGGAGAGAUGGGUCUGGAGGAAGAGGAAGACAGUUCUGAAAGAAAUGUGUCUAGAAAGGCUCGUCCCGAGGUCAUCACCUUCACAGAGGAGGAGACGGCGCAGUUGGCCAAGAUUCGGCCGCAGGAGAGUGCCACCGUGUCAGAGCAGGUGCUGGUGCAGUCGGCCGCCGAGAAGGACCGCAUCAGCGAGAUGAAGGACAGGCAGGCAGAGCUGGAGGCCGAGCCCAAGCAUGCCAAUUGCUGCUCCUACUGCCCCAAGAGCUUCAAGAAGCCCAGCGACCUGGUCAGGCAUGUUCGAAUCCACACUGGAGAAAAGCCAUAUAAAUGCGAUGAAUGUGGGAAGAGUUUCACUGUUAAAUCUACCCUAGACUGCCAUGUGAAGACUCACACAGGUCAGAAGCUCUUCAGCUGCCACGUCUGCAGCAACGCCUUCUCCACCAAGGGAAGCCUGAAGGUCCACAUGCGUUUGCACACAGGAGCAAAGCCGUUCAAGUGUCCCCACUGUGAGCUGCGUUUCCGCACGUCCGGGCGGAGGAAGACUCACAUGCAGUUUCACUACAAACCGGACCCCAAGAAAGCCAGGAAGCCCGGGCCCCGGGGGCCGCCGGAAGGGCCACAGCCCGUGAGCGCGCCCCCUCCGCCCUCCUCCGACCCCAGCGUGUUCAUCAUGAACAGCCCCGUGCUGGCGGGGCAGCUGGACCAGAGUCUGCUGCAGCAGGGCCUGCUGGGCCAGGCCGUCCUUCCCGCCUCCGUGUCCGCUGGUGGCGACUGGACGGUGUCUUUGACAGAUGGAAGCCUGGCCACGCUCGAGGGCAUACAGUUACAGUUGGCAGCUAACUUGGUCACGCCCAGUGUUCAAAUCUCUGGGAUCGACGCUUCCAGCAUUAAUAAUAUCACGCUACAGAUUGACCCAAGCGUCCUGCAGCAGACGCUACAGCAGGGUAACCUGCUUGCUCCGCAGCCGACCGCGGAGCCCGGCCUGGCCCCGCAGCACAGCUCCCUUCAGACCCCAGACAGUACAGUCCCGGCCAGCGUGGUCCUGCAGCCCAUCUCAGGCCUGUCCUUGCAGCCCACGGUGACGUCGGCCAACCUGACCAUCGGCGCGCUCUCGGAGCAGGAUCCCGCGCUGACCACCAGCAGCAGUGGGACGCAAGACCUCUCUCAGGUGAUGACAUCACAAGGCCUGGUGUCCACCUCCAGUGGCCCCCACGAGAUCACCCUGACCAUUAACAACUCGAGCCUGAGCCAGGUGCUGGCGCAGGCUGCUGGGCCCGCCGCUGCGUCGUCCUCGGGGUCACCGCAGGAAAUUACCCUGACCAUCUCCGGUCAAGAUCUUAUUCAGCACAGUUCUAAUGGAAGUAGUGAACUGAACGGAAGCAUAAGAUUGUCAGCACCUGCAAUCAAUAAUCAAUCUACGGGUGCCACCUUGACCAUAAGCAAUGAUCAACUUCUCUCACAGAGUGCAACAUUAAAUGCUUCAGAACUUAAUGCCACAGCUGGAAGCCUGCCUUUGACAACACCCAUGUCCCCGUCUGCCACAUCUGCCCAGAACCUGGUCAUGUCCUCAUCGGGAGUGGGGGGAGAGGCCAGCGUCACGCUGACCCUGGCUGACACUCAGGGUUUGCUCUCCGGGGGGCUGGACACGGUCACGCUCAACAUCGCCUCUCAGGGCCAGCAGUUCCCGGCCUUGCUCACGGACCCCGCCCUCUCGGGCCCUGGGGGUGCGGGCUCGCCUCAGGUCAUCCUGGUGAGCCCCGCUCCACAGCCGUCGGCAGCCUGCGAAGAAAUCGCCUAUCAGGUGACGGACGUGUCUCCUAACCUGGCCCAGGGUGGGCAGCCCGAGAAGGAGGGCCGGCUGCACCAGUGCCUGGAGUGUGGCCGUACCUUCGCGUCGGCCGCCCUGCUGCUGCACCACAGCAAGGAGAUGCACGGCCGGGAGCGCAUCCACGUCUGCCACGUGUGCAGGAAGGCUUUCAAGCGCGCCACGCACCUCAAGGAGCACAUGCAGACACAUCAAGCCGGUCCUUCCCUGAGCUCUCAGAAGCCGAGGGUGUUCAAAUGUGACACUUGUGAGAAGGCCUUUGCCAAACCGAGCCAGCUGGAGCGACACAGCCGCAUCCACACAGGGGAGCGGCCGUUCCACUGCACGCUCUGCGAGAAGGCUUUCAACCAGAAGAGCGCGCUGCAGGUGCACAUGAAGAAGCACACGGGGGAGCGGCCCUACCGGUGCAGCUACUGCGUCAUGGGCUUCACGCAGAAGAGCAACAUGAAGCUGCACAUGAAGCGGGCCCACAGCUUCGCGGGAACCUUGCAGGAACCCGCCGGCCCCCAGGAGCACGGAGGGGGGGAGGUGCUGAGCCGCGCGCUCCACCUGGAGGAGGUGGAGCCGGAACCCGCGAGCGAGUGGCAGACCCUGGCCAACGUGUUCUGAUGCAGCCCGGCCCCGAGAACGUUUCCAGAGCGACGUGUGCAGAAGAGCAAAGCACUUGGGAUUUCUGUUUUGAAGCCUCAGGUGAUAAAAAUGUUACCACAAUAGCUAUAAAAAUUUUAGCUAUAAAAUUAUCUAGGAAUCAGUGACUUUCAGAGACUUCAGGAAGAAAGCUGGGAGAAAGAUGGAAGCACGUUGCUGUCAUGCAUCUGCAAAUCACUGAACUCAGGUACUACAUCAGCAGUCUCAAACCUACUCGGUGGCCAGUGCGUCUAGUUAAAAAGAAAUUAACUGGAUCUUACUCUCGUAGUGUGAUUUCUUUGUAUUAGCAAAGACAAGUUAACGUGGAAAAACCCAGAUAGGUUUUCCUUCAUGCUUUCUGUUAUAAGAAGCAUAGCUCAUGAAACAAACAUAAGAUAGGUGCAUGAAGUUUGGAAAAAAUGUUACAACACGCAGGGAAGUGUUUUCCAUCUUUUUCUCUGUGAAUUUUGAAAUUAGUAGAAAUUGACUCUAAUUUUUAGUCUGCCGUAAGUUAAUAUAACUAAUACCUUGAGAGACGGCUGGACCAGUUCUCUCCCCAUGACAAAGAUCUAAUCAUUAGUGACAAGAGCGCAGUGUCCGG
Molecule: messenger RNA, 7328 nt
Organism: Kogia breviceps (pygmy sperm whale)
Lineage: Eukaryota; Metazoa; Chordata; Mammalia; Artiodactyla; Physeteridae
Gene: ZNF236
Product: zinc finger protein 236
Biological process (GO): regulation of transcription by RNA polymerase II
Cellular component (GO): nucleus
Molecular function (GO): RNA polymerase II cis-regulatory region sequence-specific DNA binding; DNA-binding transcription factor activity, RNA polymerase II-specific
Source: RefSeq, a predicted model, not a curated record